Cheilinus undulatus (humphead wrasse) is the source of this 3291-nucleotide messenger RNA. Its product is annotated as oocyte zinc finger protein XlCOF20-like. The transcript has 2 exons. The record is from RefSeq and is a predicted model, not a curated record. Gene Ontology annotation, cellular component: nucleus. Bases 343 to 1515 code for a protein of 390 amino acids. NCBI's taxonomy places the organism in Eukaryota, Metazoa, Chordata, Actinopteri, Labriformes, Labridae.
UCGUACUUGAAGAUCAAACGUCUUUAUGUCUAUUUAAGAAAGCGAGGUUAGCCUUUCUAGCAAGAUGUAUACACGAAAGCCUCGACUAUACAUCUCUACAGGAGGGAGCUGUCUAUAGAGUCUGAACAGUAAUUUAACAUUUCAUUCACAAAGCAACAGAUAGUGCUUUCUAAGUAGUUCCCUCCUCUUGUCUUUCAAUUCUAUGUUGACAUAAAUAGCCCAAGAAAAGGGUAAUGAUGUUAGCUUAGCUUCCUAGCUGGGAAUACGAAGACACAAGCGACAAAUUCCGCACCAGAAUCCGUUUUUUUUUUUUUUUUUUUUUACCGCUGUUCCUGCUUGAAAAUGUCUAGAGUCCAAAUAUUAAGAUCCCUAGUGAACCAGAGACUGUCUGCGGCUGCUGAAGAGAUUUUCGAGCUGUUUGAAAGAACGAUAGCAGAAUAUGAGGAGGAACUUUACCGAUCCAGACAGAUGCAACACAAACACUCGGCUGUUGGUGUUAACCCUGAGUUACACAGAGCAGACUUUCAGCAGCUGGUAGUGAGAAAGGAAGAGGUUCAUCCCACGGAGCAGGAGAGGAGCUCCAGUAUGAACCAGGAGGAGCCACUAGAACCAGCACACAUUAAAGAGGAACAGAAGGAACUGUGGAGCAGACAGGAGAGAGAGCAACUUCAAGGAGCAGAGGAGGCUGAUAUUAUCAAAUUUACAUUCGCUCCUUACCCUGUAAGAAGCAAAGAGGAUGAUAGAAGGAAACAUCAGUCCUCACAGCUUGAUAAAAACCAAAGUGAAGAGAACAGAGACACAGAGGAUUUGAAAACAGAAUCUGAUGGAGAGGACUGUGGAGGAUCAGAAGCAGACAGAGAGUCUCAUCCAGAAAAUCUUUUACGUCUUUCAACUUCAUACCUUUCUGGAUCAAAUAGUGAUCACAGUAGUUUUUAUUUUGAAGAAAGAAGUGAUCCUCAGUCAGGUUUUUACCCUCUGCAAAACAAUGAGAAAAGAGUGAAACCAUUUAGCUGCUCUGUUUGUGGUAAGAGAUACCCCCAGAAAAGAUCUUUAGCAAAUCACAUGAGGCUUCAUUCAGAGGGAAAAUAUUUCAGUUGUUCCAUUUGUAAGAAGACUUUCCCAUGGAGAAGAGACGUUCUGACACACAUGAGAAUCCACACAGGAGAGAAACCCUUCAGUUGCUCCCUCUGUGGAUCAAGGUUCUCUCAAAGCUCCCACCUGACCUUACACUUAAGAGUUCAUACAGGGGAGAAACCAUUCACCUGCUCUGUGUGCAAUACAAGUUUCAGUGUUAGGAAGAGUUUAGUCGAUCACAUGACAACCCAUACAGGAGAGAAACCAUACAAGUGUUUAGUUUGCGGUAAAAGAUUUGCACAGAAUGGAGCUCUAAGGCGACACUCAGCUGUCCACACGGGGGAGAAACCCUUUCAUUGCAGUGUUUGUGAUAAAAGAUUUACUCGGCUUGAGCAUGUGAAAAAUCAUAAGUGUGCUGGUGAGAAGAGCAAGAAUAGAUAAGGCCAUGGAAAAGCUUGCGGAACUACAUUUUCUGUCUGAUUUUACAUAGCCAAAACAUGUGAAGGCUCCAAAAUAAGCCAUGUUUUGUUUUAUUACCUUCAUUCAAGACAAAGAUUUAUUUGUCUGUACUUCACACACCAGAUAGACCAUUAAUGGCAUGGAAUUUAUUUUGCAUCCAUCUGGAAAACAACCAUCUCUAAGUGGUGAGGAUAGAACCUUUCUAAAGAAAUUUGAAGGAUGGUUGGAUUAAAGUUAUGUCUGUAACAUUCAUUACGGGCCAAUCAGAGCUACAAAACGUACAGUGGAGUAGGUAAGCUCUGCAACUCAAGAAGAUAAUUAUGUACUGCAAGCUUGACAGGCAGCCAUAGUCAUGUCAACACAUGAUACUUCACUGUCAGUGAAGCCAGUUGGUGAGUAAAACUCUUGCCAAACCCAGUCAGGAUUAUAGAAAAAAAAACAUAAUUUCCACCAGCAACAGCUUUCAGUGUGGUUCUUUGCUCUUCUUUUAAGUGUUGUCAAGUGCAUCCAAGCUUCUCUCUUUACCAGCCAUCAUUGUUUACAGGCUUGCAGUCACUUCAACUCAAACCCUACCCAUACCGAUUGCCUUUUUCUCCUCAAAUGAAGCUAACUGAUCAUUCUCCUCUGGGAACAACCAUAUCAUCUCGAAACUUGACGAUAGAAAAAAAAUCUGGCAAGUCUAUCUGGUUAGUAGGACGAUUUUGGAAACUUUCUUUUUCUAUGUCUUGUCUUUCUUUACCAUUAUAUCCAUCAGAGCUUAGUGGAAGAUUACUAUGAUCAAGAUGACCUUGGAAUGCCACUGGAUCUUCCAGGAGCUGAGAAACACUGCAAAGGAGAAGGAUAGCUCACACAGAUUUCUGCCAAAGAAUUCUGAUCCCAGUGAGAUUAUAUUAAAAAAGUGUAUGGGCACACUAUCAUGAAAUCCCAUGCUGCCUGGAAACAAUGUGAACCAUUUAAUGAUGAGAAACAAGCCAGCUCAUGUAUUUGUAUUUGUAAUUCUUUCACUAUGGUGUUUAUUUCAGCACAUGAUCAAAAAGAAGAAAAAAAAUAUUCUCUUUGAGUUUUUGAGUAAAAAAACAACUCUUCAAAUAUGAUAUACAUGUCCACAAGAGCAAUAAAGUGGUAACUUUUCUCAUCAUUUCUAUGCUUAGAUUUUUUUAAAUAUUGCUUCAGUAUAACCCACAUUUGUUUACGUUGAAUAUAGUGGCUGAAUGAUCAGGUCCUUCAUGUUACAAUGUUUGUAAUAAACUCUGGAUAAGUUCACAAACAGAAAAAGAGAAGUCCAUACCAAAGCCCUUAAUAACUUCAUAGUAGGAAUGCAGUAAACAUUCAAACUGGGAAUAUUCACUGGGUACAUGACUUCCAGGGUCAGUUUUAGACAUUGCAGGUCACAGACAAAGACCGGAAUAAGGCCCUACUUGAUUUUGCUAUAGGCAACCAUAGUGACGAAUUUGCUAUUUAGCUGACAGCUGCUGCUUCAGGAGAGCUCUGCAUUACCUUCUGUGCACUGUCCUCUUUGGAUAAAUUCCUGUCGCAUUUGUCUCUGCCAGCCUCUCUCCUUAUUCUAGCAUCACUGCUAAUAUAAGCAUGUAAAACCUUUAUUGAUUUAAGAGGAGGAGGUAUAAAUAUGUCAAUAUAUCAAUAAAAACAAAUAACCUACAAUUUGCAUAAUUUAUUUCAGUAUUUUCAUUUUUCUCUACCUUUUGGUGGGAGGUUGCAGCAUUAUUUCUAAUUUCAUUCAUUUAGCCUUAUUAGUAU